Molecule: messenger RNA, 979 nt
Organism: Cylindrotheca closterium
Lineage: Eukaryota; Bacillariophyta; Bacillariophyceae; Bacillariales; Bacillariaceae
Source: the annotation of a GenBank genome assembly
AUGGGUGGUGCACCAGGGAUUGAAGCAUUCAAAGUUGCUGUACGCUCAGGUUUAUUCAAGAAUUGUCCCAUCAGAGAAGAAGACAUUGUUAUUGCUGACAAGAUUUAUGGACCAAACGCUUCAGUUCUUAAAGGAAAGACUAAGCGUCCUACCCCGGAAGCCGUCCGGGAUGAUUGGGUUGAGAUCCCACGUGAAUUGUUGGUCCACAACAUUGAUUUGAAUUUGCAUCUGGAUAUUGCAUUCAUCAAUAACACAUUUGGAUUGACCACAAUUGAUGGUAGUGUCCGAUACCGAACCUUUGUACCGCUACGAAGCAGGACUGCGGAGUCGUUGUAUGACGCAAUCGAUCACGUAUUGCGCAUUUACAACCAUGCUGACUUUACUAUCAAGACUAUCUACUGUGAUGGUGAAUUUAGACCAGUUUUUGAUGAUGUUAAAGAUGAGAUGAAUGUUGAUAUGAAUUAUGCGAGCCGGGGGGAACACGAUCCCACGGCGGAACAAAACAACCAACAUAUCAAGGCUUUGUUCCGUGUCCAAUACCAUCGCAUGCCGUAUAAGGCCAUUCCAAGGAUUAUUACUGAAGCUAUUGCCAAACAAGUUGCACAGACUUCCAACUUUUACCCCGCCAAAGGGGGUAUUUCGGCUUAUUACAGUCCUCAUAUGAUUUUGUUGCGACGCCAAGUUGAUUACUCGAAAGAAUUUGUUGCUGAAUUUGGGUCGUAUGUCCAUGGUUAUGGACAUGAUACUCGCAGUGAUCAUCGGUCACGCACUAUUGAAGCGAUUUACUUGGGACCUGCUGAUAACAUGCAACAAGGUCACAAGCUAUAUGAUUUGAACACGAAAAGAGAGGUUACUAGGCCUCGAAUUACGGUGCUCCCAAUCACUGAUCAAGUGAUCAAAUUGGUUGAAGCCCAUGCUGCUGAGGAAGGCGUUACAGAUUUACGAACCUAUUCCAGACGCAAUGGAGAAAUAAUUUUGG